GGAGCUGUUAACAAAGGUCGCGGGUGUGUGGACAUUCAUGCAUAGAGCUUAUUCGUACAGUGCUUUGAUUAUGACUCUAUUUGAGUCCAAAGCACCUGAUUCAGAAGUGAGCUAUUUGUUUGAUGAGAUGAAGGCUGAUGGUGUUUCCCCUGUUGGAUUAACUUACGCAAUCCUUAUAAAUGGCUUUUGUGAAAGAAAUAAAGUGGAGAAAGCUCUGUUGCUUCUUGAGGAGAUGGAUGAGGAAGACCUUCCAACUUCUCCAGCGUGUUACAGAUUCAUAAAGUCGAUAAGAAACCAGGCAGGAAAUGAGCUAUCUAAGGAAGAAGAAGAGAAUUUCCGAAUUGUAAGUUGUCGAGUUUAUUCGGUCAUGAUCAAACAUUUUGGGAAGCGUGGAAAGCUCAUGGAUCUCUUCAAUGAGAUGAUGAAGCAGGAGGACCAAGAAGAAAGUGCUCUUGAUGUCUACGCUUACAAUGCGCUUAUGUCAGGGAUGGUGAAGGCUGGUAUGAUAGAUGAAGCUAAUUUGUUGCUUAGAAAGAUGGAAGAGAAGGGCUGCAUCGCGGAUGUGAAUUCGCAUAAUAUCAUCUUGAAUGGGUUUGCUAGAACAGGUGUGCCAGAGCGGGCUAUAGAACUGUUUGAAACGAUGAAGCAUUCCGGGGUUAAGCCUGACGGUAUAACUUACAAUACUCUUCUUGGAUGUUUCGCACAUGCUGGAAUGUUUAAGGAGGCUGCAAGAAUGAUGAGAGAGAUGAAAGAUGAAGGCUUUGUGUAUGAUGCCAUCACUUACUCAUCUAUACUUGAAGCUGACGGCAAUGUGGAUCAAAAUCUUUUGCAGCAAAUGGUGGGUUUUGUUCAUCUUCUUAGGCUUAUGAUGAGUUACAUCGAUCUUUAUAUACUUUUUCUUAUGUGUGUUUACAGCAAUCCAGAUGACGACAUGGGAUGCAGGAUCAAUGAGCACGAGCACGAGCAAAGCAUCGAUGAGAUUGGUGUACAAGGCACUCCUACUCCUUCCGCCUCUAAAUCAGACGAUGAACCUAAUUAAGACACCCGCUGGUUCCAGUUAAAAAGGGGUUCAUGCUCAAGUUAUUAUCAAGCCUGGCUUGUUCAAUAUCUAAUUAUGUUUUGUUAAUCUAUAUUAUACUAUUGAGUUUUAAACAUGAUGGUUUUUUUUUUCUUCUGUAAGACUAUAAUUUAUGUAUCCACCUUGCUUAUCCACUUAACUUUGAAAAAAAAGUAUUUGUUAAU
This is a messenger RNA of Arabidopsis arenosa, 1242 nucleotides long. Lineage: Eukaryota; Viridiplantae; Streptophyta; Magnoliopsida; Brassicales; Brassicaceae. The record is from the annotation of a GenBank genome assembly.